AUGUUGCGGGUCCUCGUUGAGAAAGCCGUAAACCUAAAGAAUGUGGAGCUGAUCGGAAAAAGCGAUCCAUAUUGCAGGCUUGAGUUUAAGGGUGAAAAGAAAAAGACUAAACACAUCAACGACAAUCUUAAUCCUGAAUGGAAUGAGAGCAUCGAAUUUGAUUUGAAAGGGGAGGCACUUACUCCGAACGACACACUUGAGGUUAAGGUUUUCGAUCACGACGAUGUUUCGGUCGACAAGUUUAUGGGCAAAGUGUCUGUGCCAUUGGGUUCCUUCAGCGGUGGAGAGAAGGAGAAAAAGGAAUCCUUGACACUAAAUGACAAAAACAAUCAGCCAACACAACAAAGCAUCCAGCUCACCAUUACCUACGAACCACCAGCUCAAGGAGGUGCUACUGGAAGCGGUGGAGCUGCCGGUGAGAGCAUCGGUGGUGGUGGCGGUGACGGUGUCGGUAGUGGCGAGGGCUCUGCGGUUCAAGGUGGUACCGUAGGAGAAAAGAAGGGUGACGUCUCUGACCUCCUUCCUGCUAUCGACAAAUCCUAUUCCACGAAAGUUCAGGACUUCCAGCGGGACCUACUCAAUCAAAUCACUUCAACUCAAUAUCGCGCAGUUAUGCCAAUAGGAGCGUUGGAUGUGUUUCACGUAGUUCCCGUCAUCGUGCCAAGUAUUCCAUAUGUUCUUGAUCUGUGA
This is a messenger RNA of Echinococcus granulosus, 690 nucleotides long. Its product is annotated as Dysferlin. Bases 1 to 690 code for a protein of 229 amino acids. Gene Ontology annotation, molecular function: calcium ion binding. The record is from RefSeq and is a predicted model, not a curated record. NCBI's taxonomy places the organism in Eukaryota, Metazoa, Platyhelminthes, Cestoda, Cyclophyllidea, Taeniidae. The transcript is spliced from 7 exons.